AUGAACAAUACAGCAUUAAAGAAUAUUAGAUGUCAAAAGUGUUUAGAAUAUGGACAUUAUACUUACCAAUGUAAAAAUAAUGCAGUUUAUAAAUCGAGACCAACUCGUACAGCAUUUUUAAAUGAUAAAAAAUUACUAGAGAAUACCUUAAAAUCAUACCAAGAACGCGAUAAAAAUACUAUUAAAGAUAGCGAUAAAAAGAAAUCAAAAUCAAAAUCAAAAGCAAAAUCAAAAUCAAAGAGAAGAAAAAGAUCACAUGAUAGCAGUGAUGAUUCAUCUGAUAGUGAUAGUAGUAGUAGCGAUAGUGAUUCUUAUAGUAGUGAUGAUUCAUCCUACAGUGAUAGUAGCGAUUCAUAUAGUUCAGAUUCAGACUCAGACUCAGAUUCAGAUUCAGACUCAAAAAAAAGAAGAAAGAAAAACAAAAAAUACAGCGAAAAAAGAGACAGAGACAGAAACAGGGACAAAGAAAAAGAUCAAAAAAAUGACAAAGUACAAAGAGAUAGAAGUAGAAGUAGAGAUAGAAGUAGAAGUAGAGACAAAAGUAGAGAUGAUAGUCCAACUAAUGGUAAAAUAGAUACUGGUAUAGAAAAAAAUAAUAAAAAGAGUGAAUUUUCAAAUAAAAAUAGUCCAAGUAGAAGCCCCAGAAAUAGAAAUAGAAGUCCUUUAGAUGAAGAACAUAGGGGUCGUAGUAGAACUAUAAAUUAUGAAAAAAGUAGAAGCAGAAGUCCCAGUCCAAGUAGAUAA
Molecule: messenger RNA, 744 nt
Organism: Dictyostelium purpureum
Lineage: Eukaryota; Evosea; Eumycetozoa; Dictyosteliales; Dictyosteliaceae
Exons: 2
Coding region: 1-744 (247 amino acids)
Source: RefSeq, a predicted model, not a curated record